AGUUAUCAUAUAUGGAGUACCUUUUCAACGUGGCAAAAUGGUGGAUGAAUUUGUAGUUGCUUCGGAGAAAUACGGAUCGGGAACUUUAGAGAGAAAAUAUAGGUUCUCCGCAGAAAAUGGAAAUUUAGAAAGAAUUGGACGGAGAAGAGAAAUCACUUCAUCCUUUAAACAGUUUUUCAAGUCUGCCUUCCUUCCACAAGGCUACCCAGAAAGUGUCAGCAAAGACUACUUGCAAUACCAAGUAUGGGAUACCAUGCAGGCAUUCUGUUCCUCUAUUACUGGUACUCUUGCAACCCAAGCCAUGCUAAAAGGUUAUGGAGUUGGAGAUGAAAAGGCUACAGCUCUUGCAGCAACUAUGACAUGGAUUUUAAGAAGUGGCACUGGUAUGGUUGGAAGUAUUCUUUUUGCCUGGAUACAAGGGAGUAAUUUGGAUUGUGAUGCAAAGAAAUGGAGGUUGUUUGCUGAUAUUCUGAAUGAUGCAUCAAUAUUGGUUGAGAUGUUGGCUCCAUUGUUCAAAACGUACUUUACUAUUCUGGCUUGUGUGUCCAGUAUAACAAAGUCCAUAGUGGGUGUGGCAGGAGGUGCCACUAGAGCUGCCAUGACACAGCACCAGGCCAGAAGGGACAAUAUGGCUGAUGUAGCAGCUAAAGAUGGAAGCCAGGAAACUCUAGUAAACUUGAUGGCACUCAUAACUGGUCUGAUAAUUACACCUCUGGUCUCUGGAAAUGCACUUCUAACAUGGACUUUGUUUUUCGUCUUCACUUUCCUUCAUCUUUAUGCAAAUUUUCGAGCUGUGUCAUCUGUUGUCAUGGAAACGGUCAACAUACCUCGCCUCCAUGUCCUUGUCGAUGAGUUUCUGUGUGAAGGUCGUAUCAUGACGCCAGAGGAAGUGGGCAGUAGAGAGCCUGUUGUAUUUGGCUUUAAUACAGGAGAGUGUCUCAGAAUCCAUUUAGGGGCAGAGUUUACUUCCGUAGUAAAAAGUGUGAGUGAUCUUGAUGCUGCACUACCAAGCUCAAAGGAGAGCCGAUAUAUUAUGAAACUAAACUUUCUCCAAGGGAGAAGUUCAGGUUCCAUUCAUAUAGUGUUACAUGAAGAUUCCAGUGCUGAAGAUCAUCUUCAGAGCUGUUUCCAGGCUUGUACUUUAGAUUAUGUGAUACGCACCAGACCGAAUUCAACAAAGGGUUUGAGUGACUUAGAUGGCGGUCAAAGAGCGCUGGAGGCUUUGCAUAAUUUUUGGUGGCAAGAGAGGAACCAGCCCAGUGACUGUUCGUGGGAUCUAGUAGCACUAGCCCAUAAUUUCACCCUCCAGGCUUUCCCAGCAUUCAUCAAGGGCCUUGAAGAGGCUGGGUGGGUCACCUCGCGCACACAUUUGGGCCCAGAUGAAUGGCGAACUGUUUGGAAUGUGAAGGGACUUGAGAUCAAGAAAAGUAUUUAAAACGUUAAGCAGGAUGUAGAGGGAAAUGUGUAAAAUUGUAUCUGUAAAUACUGAAAAGGAUGAAAAUAAAGUCUCGUUAUAGUUAGUGGAA
Molecule: messenger RNA, 1526 nt
Organism: Orbicella faveolata
Lineage: Eukaryota; Metazoa; Cnidaria; Anthozoa; Scleractinia; Merulinidae
Product: RUS family member 1-like
Source: RefSeq, a predicted model, not a curated record